AUGGAGACGCACCGACCCCCUCCACGAAAACACUCCAUCUCCUUCUGGCUCGUCUUCCUAUCGCUCUGCCUCCUCUCCUUUGUGUCCGCUUUAGACGGCGCAAUCAUCAGCACCGCUCUCCCCAAAGUAACCGCCUCUCUCGGCGGCGAAACCGACUAUAUCUGGAUAGCCAACAGCUUCACCAUCGUCCAAACAAUCGUACAACCCUUUCUCGCCCAACUCUGCGACAUCUACGGCCGACGCAACCCCAUCCUAAUCUCAGUGGCCCUAUUCCUCCUGGGCAGCGGCCUAGCGGGCGGCGCCUCCACAGUGGGCCAGUUGAUCGGCGGUCGCACGGUCCAAGGGCUCGGCUCAGGCGGCAUCUACAUCCUCGUGGACCUAAUCGUAUGCGAUCUGGUCCCCCAGCGCGAACGCGGCCAAUACCUAGGCAUAGUCCUCUCCCUCGCAGCCGUCGGCGCCGUCCUAGGCCCCGUUCUCGGCGGUGCCCUCGCCUAA
This is a messenger RNA of Aspergillus luchuensis, 495 nucleotides long. RefSeq lists its product as uncharacterized. Gene Ontology annotation, biological process: transmembrane transport. NCBI's taxonomy places the organism in Eukaryota, Fungi, Ascomycota, Eurotiomycetes, Eurotiales, Aspergillaceae. Gene Ontology annotation, molecular function: transmembrane transporter activity. The transcript has a single exon. The record is from RefSeq and is a predicted model, not a curated record. The coding region runs from base 1 to 495 and encodes 164 amino acids.